AUGACCAGGAAGCUGGAUUCCAUCCCAUACGAUGUGUUCUACCAGAUCGCCUCGAGCCUGGACUGCGAUGACUUUGUCAAUCUCAGUCGAGUCAAUCGGGCGCUCCAUUCGCUGAUGCGAGAGGAUUCGAUUGCACGAAAGACAAUCGAGAGUAAUCUGCUGCACACGAAGGAAGGCCAAGAGGCGUACCGAGCCAAGUCGGGAUAUCGCAGAGCAGUUGGUCAUCUGUUUGAUAUCAAGGAGGCUUUCGCUACCGCUCAACCAUAUUCGGCGUCGGUCUUAGCCUACGGGACUGCCUUUCUGUACAAACAUGGCUCUCUUUGCUACAUCCACAAUAACGAGAUCCGUGCUCUGAACGUGCACAGUGUUGAUCGCGUGGAGCAGGUUCUGAACAUCCCCAAAGUCAUCUCCCGCGCCAUCCCUGGCUGCGAUCCGUUGCGCUAUACCAUCCGGGUUUCGCUCCUCAACUACAGUGACGGGAUUCUGGCGUUCUUGGUAGAAAUGGGCGAAGGGCUUGAGGCUUGGCUCCUUGCGGUCGAUAUGCGAAGAAAGACAGACGGCAGGAGCGGCCGUCUACGUCUCCGAGCGCCGCUACGGUCUACGCGGCGAUUGUUCGUCCGACACAACAAGUCCUAUCUGUACUACGGCGCGCAAUCGGCUUUGAGCCAUCACGGGUAUCCGCAAUGGGCAAUCCACUGCGUUGAUCUGGCUACCGGACGGCACGUCACCGACAAGCCCGUGGAGCUGGAGAAGCUCGUGGGUAAUGAGAUCGGCCAAACGGUCUGUUUCGAGGUGUACCAGGACCACCUGUACGCCGUGUCAACGCUAGUCGAUUUCGAAGAGGAAGAAGUUGACUGGACCUCUCUGUACAUGUAUACCUGCAUCGCGCCUCGCAGGAACCCGGGGAUAGUAAAGCUCGCCGAUGAAUGGCGUCGACAGCACCGCGAGGGCCCUAUUAACGAAAGCUGGUCGGAUCUCUCGCUUCGAGUAGACGAAGCCACCAACCAACUCAUGAUCCUGGAGUGUCGGCGUGAAUGGCGCAACGGAGGCAGUGAUAAUUGCCGCACGUAUUACAUGACGCCUCUCCCGUCGCCUGCUGAAUUUCCUCGGAGUAAGCGACCGGAACACCGUCCAUCACAUAGCUCCAUGGCUGUGAAAUUACCGGACGAUCCCUUAACAAAGACACUAGAUUCAUCCGAUAAGCCGAUCUACCAACAGGGCCGGAAACGACUACGCAGGUACUACCACUCAGAAUACCCACUGGACAGGGACGAUGAUGGUCACAGCAGCAACAGCAGUAACAGCAGCAACAGCAGCGGCGGCAAUAGCAGCGGCAACAGUCCCGGCAUCUACACACCGCAACAACACCCGCGCCACGACUUCAUCCUAGCCAAAACCAAAUUCCGCACCUACAACCUCUCCGCCUCGAGCUUUGUCGAUCUCGUCACCGACUCCCAACCGUCACGCCAAGGCAGCCACAUCACACACGAUCGCCUCCGCCUCCGUACCGUUUCGCGCAAACGCAAGAGCCCCAUCGAUGACUCCAGCAAUAUGCUUUACCCACCCGACCUCCAUGACGAGGAAGGGAGCCUUCUCGAACACAGCGAGGAGCGCUUCGCCACCCGCGGAGUCCGCAUGUGGCCACCCGACGACGCGCCUGCGGAGCUGACCCGUCUCCUCUGUCCGUCCACUCGGGUCGGGAAAAUCCACGCCUCCGCUGAUGAACGCUCGCUUGUCUACGCCGUGAACCAAGAUGGUCUCUCCAGUGGCGUUCAGGCUAUCGUGCUCAUCAAUUUCGAUCCGACCAUCCGGCACCCGGGUCUGAGGUGUCUCGCUGACAAGACGGACGACAUUGAGCCUCUGCAAUUGUGUCCGCCUCCGCAAGUCGGAGACUCUCCUCAGGAGCGCCAGGCGGUGCCAUCUGUUCGGGAGGAGCCGGCCAUGUAUCUCAGCAUUAAUCAUGGAUAUUGGCUUCGGUGA
This is a messenger RNA of Aspergillus clavatus NRRL 1, 1980 nucleotides long. It is a transcript of the gene fbx15, whose product is annotated as F-box domain protein. Gene Ontology annotation, molecular function: protein binding. NCBI's taxonomy places the organism in Eukaryota, Fungi, Ascomycota, Eurotiomycetes, Eurotiales, Aspergillaceae. The transcript has 2 exons. Bases 1 to 1980 code for a protein of 659 amino acids. The record is from RefSeq and is a predicted model, not a curated record.